AUGUCUGAAAACAAAUCCAUUGAACUCCAACUGCAAAUGCGACAAAAUGCAGAGGACCUGCAUAACUUCAUGAAAGAUCUUGACAGCUGGGAAACCGACAUAAAGAAGAAGGAUGAGCAACUAAGAACUGGGAGCAUUGGCGAGUCUCAAGUAUGUUACACUUGAAAAUGUGUAUAUUUUAUGUUUAGCUAUACAGUUGAGAUUGUGCUAUGUUAGAAACAUCCUGACCUAUGUAUUCCUGCCUUAGAAAAUCCUCCCACCAGUGCGAAACAAGGACUUCAAAAAGAAGAAGGGAGAAGAAGAAGGCAUCAGACAACAAUGCAAAGACUGAACCAAAACAAGCACCCAGGAUAAAGUCUUAUGACUAUCAGUCAUGGGACAAAUUUGAUGUGGUAAUGGAUUAGGUGGAUCUUGCCUGUUUCUCGUUUGAUUUCAAUAGUGAGUUUUAAACUAAGUCUAUGGUUUUAAACUGAAUGGCAGCAGUGCACCCUGUUAAACAGUAUGUACUGCUUGCUGUUACACUAAAACAUUUUGGGAUGUUUUUUGUCUUCUGGUAGGACAAGGUUUUGGAGUCCAUGGAUAAAGAGGACAGCGCUGCUGAGUCCAAUGACUCUGAAUCUGAGGAUUCUGGGGUUCCUGCUACUGACCAAGACAAAGCUCUUGCUGAGAAGGAGAAAGUACGUCUUCACACUCAUAGUAUUGCAGUCAGACUCAGAAACAGCAAACCUAACACAGACAUACAGAAAUAUGAAUUAUCGCGUAUUUAUGUCGUCAUUUAAAAUAUUACUUAUUAUUAUGAUGACACAAUGACCCCCAUUGAAGGUGAAUUCAAUGAACAUACUUGCAAACUGGGAAUUUGUUUGCAGUAUGCUGUGAUUUAGAUGUCUGUAGGACUAGAAAGUUGCCUCUGAAAUCCUAGACAAUUACCCAUACAAUAUACCAUUAUCGGGUCCUUGUCAAUAAUACUCAGUCACCUGUACUCAGUAGAUGUUACUACUUGACUGUAUGUAUGGAUUGCAAAGUCUUAUAUUUGCUGUACUGAAUUUCAGUUGUUUUUCAGGGUAAUCAGCUGUUUAAAGAAGGGAAGUAUGAUGAUGCCAUUGAGUGUUACACCAGAGGCAUGGGCGCAGACCCUUAUAACCCCAUUCUGCCUACAAACCGAGCUACCUGCUUUUUCAGACUCAAAAAGUAAGCAACAAUCAGUCCAUUACUUGAAUAUUCAUGAUAUGUCAUAUUUUAAAUGACAACAUUAAUGUGAUAAUUCAUACUUCUGUAUGUCUGUCAGGUUUGCUGUUGCCGAGUCUGACUGCAACUUGUCCAUCGCUCUGGACAGUAACUACUUCAAAGCAUUUGCACGAAGAGGAGCGGCUCGAUUCGCCCUGCAAAAUUAUGAAUCUGCCCUAGAAGGUGAGGAGUAAUGGUAACACAACAAAACAUGUUUUCAAAUGGGUAGAAUGCCGGCAGAAGGAUGUAUAGUUUUUAUAUGGCGUAUUAUCUUAUAAUAAUAGGUCACUUAAAAACAAUUUCUGCUUUCUUCCUCUACAUAACUAGAUUAUGUAAUGGUUCUCAAGCUAGAUCCUGGGAACCUGGAGGCACAGAAUGAAGUGAUGAAAUGUAAAGAGGUGAGACAUUAUCUGGUGCUGGAUCUAUUACUGUACCUCUGUAUCCCCCUCCCUGAUCCCCUCUAACCUCUCCUCUAUCUGUAGGUCAUUGCUAAACUGGGUGGGAAGGCAGAAAGCCCAGAGGCUGCAGUGGUGGCGCCACCUGUUGUGGACGUCAAGCAACAGCAGCUCAUGGAGGAACAGCAUAGAAGACAAGAGGCGGUGGUGCAGAAAGACAGGGUAGAGCCACCUGCUACACUUAUCUUUUGAUGUUAGUGUAGGCCCACUACAUAUUGGGUACCAGUUACCCAGCGACUCUGAGACACUGCAGCUCUGAAGACAUACCACAGUUGUACUACAGCAUGUUAUUUGCCUGUUUUUAAGUGCAUUGUUUUCUAAAUGGUUACCACCGCACUAAACCUUGACUCUUUCAGGGGAACGCAUACUUCAAAGAGGGGAAGUAUGAGGACAGCAGUAGAGUACUACACCAAGGGCAUGGAAGCGGACAGCACCAACGUCCUCCUGCCUGCCAACCGGGCCAUGGCUUACUUAAAGCUGCAGAGGUACGCAGGAUAAGUGAGUAUUGGAUAAGUGUAAAUUCUGUCAAACUGUGCAUUGAUUAAGCUUGAUUCUCUCCUCAGAUAUGUAGAGGCUGAGGAGGACUGCAGUAAAGCCAUAGCCCUGGAUGGCACCUACUCAAAGGCCUUUGCCCGCAGAGGGACAGCCAGGGCUGCUCUGGGACUGCUCAAACAAGCUAAAGAAGGUACAGUAGACAGGCAUCCAAGAUAGGCUAUAUCUUAUUAGUAGAUCACAUGACAUUAGCAACCAUUUUGUAUAGGCUAGGCAGGUUUCUAUGUAACUACCUUGAGCAGGUUAAGUCUUUUAGUGUGAAUGGUAGCAGUAGUCAUGGAACUGUUUGUCAUGGUUAUUUAUUUAUUUAUUGUAGAUUUUGAAGAGGUCCUGAAGCAGGAACCGGGAAACAAGCAGGCAUUUCAUGAGAUGAAGAAGAUCGCCAUUGUACGUAUGUGGUUCCAUGCUCACUAAGGCUUUUAGUGUUAAUGUUCUUACACCUGUUGUCUUUGUUGACAAAUCAUUGACAUAGCAUCUCUCUGCUCCUGUGUAGGACAUGGGCACCAGUGGUCUGCUGGCAACAGAGGAGCACGCACAGCGGAGAACAGUACAGCCAAUUAACAAACCACCUCACCUGCAGUCAACCGUGAGUCACUCAGAUAAAACAGGAAAAAUAUUCUCGCUAGGCUGUUUCUGAACUUGGCUUGAGAGAUUCACACAACAAUGUUCCUAUUGGAUUUCCUUGUAUCUCAGAAGCCGUUGAGGAGAGUGGACAUUGAGGAGGUUGGUGGAAAGAUCCUGGUCCAGGAGGAGCCCUCGGCUGUGUUGACCUCAACCACAGCCCCCCGUGUUAGGCCCCAGAAGACCACCUCCAUCGCAGACACUGUGAGAGAGGGUCAGGGUGAGGCCUCACCUCCCUCUACCUCCCCCAGCGCUAAGAUCCUGAAGAUUGAAGAGAUAUCAAACGUCUCCUCACAUUCCCCUGUCAAGUAAGAGAUACGAUACUGUUUUAUUGCUUAAUCCCAAACCGAUUGGCUCGAGGAUUUGUUGAUACAUGUUUUUAGUUAGUUUAUAAUACAACUUUUGUCAACAGUUAGGCUUUUGUCAAUAGCACCACUGAUGAGGUUGUUUCCUUAUUUCAGAGGGCUUGAGGGGGAUACUGUGAGAGCACGGACACAGAAGCACAGGGAGGCAACCGUCAGUGAACCAACAGAACCGCCUGCUACACCCUCCUCCUCGACAGAGGUCGUACCUCCUGCCCCCGCCAACAGCUUCCAGCUAGAGGCAGACCUCAGGAAGAUUGGAAAUGGCCCUGAAGUCAUCUACAAGUAUUUGAAGGUGGGUGUGGAAUUAAAACGUGACGAAAAACACAUUACACUCACAAAUGAUAUAUUAUGUGCAAAUAGUUAAAGUAUAUAUGGGAAAAUAAACAUUAAAUAUGGAUUGUAUUACUGUCCAUUUUUUAUUUAACCUUUUAUUUAUAGCCUAUACAAAAUGGUUGCUAAUGACAGUGACUUACUAAUAAGAUAUAGCCUAUCUUCUUGUGAUCAUCUUUUCUUCAGAGAGACCUGGUCUCUUGUUUGGGAUUCUAUUUGUACAAAAGCAAAUCACCAUACAACUAGAUUAGUCUUUUCUGCUGAGAAAAACAUGUAGAUGCCACCAAGGACUGAUGUUUAUUUGUUGUGUGUCUGUGUUCUGUUUUUAGCAAAUCGAACCUCAGGCGUACGCCAAGAUCUUCCAGAGCUCUCUUGAACCAGACAUGCUCAAUCAGAUUCUAAGGACGUUACAAAGCUUCUACAUCAAGUAAGAACUGUACAAAUACCGUGCUAUUAUGAAUGUUAUGGUUCAUACAAGAAAUGUGACUGAGUUAUCACAUUGUCCUUCUAUGAGGAACGAAGAACCACCUGUCAUACUGGAGAUCCUCAGGAGUCUGGCCGGUGUGAGGCGAUUCGACAUGGCUGUCAUGUUCAUGUCCAGCCCUGAGAAGAAAGGUACCGAUUGGUUGUUGAUCUGGCACAGUUUCGGAUACAUUAUUUAACCCAAAUGCAAAAUUAUUAUACGGCAUUGAUAACUGCUAACUUUUGUUUGUUUUUCUAGUUCUACAAGAACUGUUUGACUUUCUUCUUCAAGCUGGACUUGAGGACGCUUCAGUUGGAGCCCUGCGAAAGAAGUAUGGAGUGUGA
Messenger RNA from Coregonus sp. 'balchen', 4354 nucleotides. The record is from the annotation of a GenBank genome assembly. NCBI's taxonomy places the organism in Eukaryota, Metazoa, Chordata, Actinopteri, Salmoniformes, Salmonidae.